AUGGCCCUGCCUGCGACUUCAAUUUGUGAACAUGCCGGUAUUAUCCGAGCGCUUGUGAACAAUGGAGUUGAUGUGGAUGUCCGCCACAGAAGCUUGCCGAGCGCUCUGGAGAUUGCAGCAAAAAGUGGCAACUCAGAUAUCAUCGAGCUUCUUCUUGAAGCAAACGCAGACGUCAAUGCCACAAAGGCUGGCUUCCCAAGCGCUCUACAAUUGGCAUGUUUUCACGGCCAUCGAGAAAUUGUCCAGCUACUCCUCAGCCACGGUGCUAAUAUGGACGCACAAACGCAGCAGUUCCCACCAGCGUUUCAGGGAGCGGCAAGCAAAGGGCACAAGGAAAUUGUAGAGCUUCUCCUCAACAACGGUGCUGAGAUUGACGCGCACGACCAAAGAUGCUCCACAGCACUUCAAUGCGCGGUGGCUACUUGCAAUAAGGGACUUGUCGAGCUUCUGUUAGAUAAUGGUGCUGGUAUCGAUAUUCAGGGUGGAAUACUUCCAAAACCUGUAAACAUCGCCUCCGCAAAUGGAAAUUGGAGGAUCCUCAAGCUAUUUCUUACCAGAUACGUGGAUGCUCAGGUUCAAGGGGAUAUACUGGCAAGAGCCCUGGUAGUAGCAGCACUUCAUGGCCAGAGGAGAAUUGUUCAGCUUCUUGUUCUGAAUGGCGCCAAUUUGAAUCAGCAAAUUGAAUCAUCGGGUGCAGUAUUGCUUUCCACGGGCGAACAACUCACAACAGCACUUCAGGCAGCCGCAGCAGGCGGGCACAAGUCUGUUGUUAAGCUCCUUAUCAAAAGUGGCGCUGAUGUUGGCGCGCCUCAUCAUCGAUCUGUGACACCACUCCAAGCAGCAGCAACUCGAGGCCAUAGGGGUAUUGUUCGGCUACUGCUUGACAAUGGAGCUGGUAUAGACGAACAUACUCGAUACUCCCCUACGGCCAUCCAACGAGCGGUUGUCAACGGUGAUAGAGAAAUGACCGACCUACUCCUCCGUAGGGGUGCUGACGCCAGUCUGCAAGGUGCACGGCUUGCACCCCCGCUGUAUAUUGCAAUAGCCAUGGGUCACAAGAGUAUUGUUCGCCUCCUUCUAAGCCAUGAAUCUCACAUCAAAACACCGAGCGAACGUUACGGGACCGCUUUGAUGCUAAUGUUGUCGCUGCGUCAUCGUCCCGAAGACCAGGUGCAUAGUCAUGACGGAUCUGUCACGGCGGAUUAUGACAGCCGUCUUUUACAAGCGUUAAUGCUCGAAGAUCGACGAUAUGGCGACGAAGAGAGCAAGUUUGCUGAUUAG
Fusarium odoratissimum NRRL 54006 is the source of this 1281-nucleotide messenger RNA. RefSeq lists its product as uncharacterized. Lineage: Eukaryota; Fungi; Ascomycota; Sordariomycetes; Hypocreales; Nectriaceae. Gene Ontology annotation, molecular function: protein binding. The transcript is spliced from 2 exons. The coding region runs from base 1 to 1281 and encodes 426 amino acids. Gene Ontology annotation, cellular component: ciliary inversin compartment. The record is from RefSeq and is a predicted model, not a curated record. Gene Ontology annotation, biological process: protein localization to ciliary inversin compartment.